This is a messenger RNA of Aaosphaeria arxii CBS 175.79, 1141 nucleotides long. RefSeq lists its product as uncharacterized. The coding region runs from base 55 to 849 and encodes 264 amino acids. The transcript is spliced from 3 exons. NCBI's taxonomy places the organism in Eukaryota, Fungi, Ascomycota, Dothideomycetes, Pleosporales. The record is from RefSeq and is a predicted model, not a curated record. Gene Ontology annotation, cellular component: mitochondrial intermembrane space. Gene Ontology annotation, molecular function: protein-disulfide reductase activity. Gene Ontology annotation, biological process: protein import into mitochondrial intermembrane space.
AACGACAUCACCACACUCCUUCAUUCCCUUUCUGUCCUUUGCCUUUUACGCAUCAUGUUUCAGUCGGCGUCACGAGUAAUUGCGCGCCCUACGGUGCUUCGCGCACUUCCACGCGCAUCUGCGCCCGCCAGGCGAUUCCUUAGCACCGCUCCUCCGACACAGAAGUCAAGAAGCUGGAAGAGUUUAGCUGCGCGUAUCGGCAUUGCAGGAACCAUCAUUUAUUACUAUAAUACAACUAAUGUUUUCGCGGAGGAACCUAGAUACUCUCCUGCUACGCUACCAAUUACCGAGGAUAAUGGCGAAGAGUUACCUACCAUCGAGGCCAUCACAAAGGAGAGACAGAAGCGUAGAGCCGAGGAAGCUGCUGCAGCCGAAACGGCGGCGCUGGUGGCAUCCGCUGAGAAGGAACUGGAGGGGUCAAAUGGAGAUGGUGCGGGUGGUGUAGAGGCAUUGGAAGAGGAGGCAGGCCAACAAGGCGCAUUCAAUCCUGAGACUGGCGAGAUCAACUGGGACUGCCCAUGUCUGGGUGGAAUGGCUCACGGCCCCUGUGGUGAGGAAUUCAAAGCGGCGUUCAGUUGCUUUGUGUACUCUACCGAGGAGGAGAAGGGUAUCGAUUGCAUCGACAAGUUCAAGGACAUGCAAAAUUGCUUCCGACAGUACCCAGAGAUCUACGGUUCAGAGCUGGAACAGGAAGAGGUUGACAAGCAGUUGGCUGAGCAAGACCAGGCAGCUGCCGACACUGCUGCUAACUCGACUGCGAGCGCUUCCUCGUCGGCUUCUGAAGCCCCUGCGCCUGUCGAACCAACGGCAUCCUACGACACAAGGGAAGACAACAAGGAGAAGAAAUAAGGGCUUGGAACCAUUCUGGAGUCCGUCUGACCGAUGACCUUGACGGUUAAGAGGCUCAUUUGCAUCUCUUGGGGAGCAAUCAAAAUCGGCGACAAGAGGGAUAAAACCCCUUGUGGCAUGUACAUUUCCUCUGUGGCAUUAGUGGAGCUGGAUGGUGAACUUAUCGUGGACUUUGGACGCAUAUCUGUGGCGUUUAGACUCUCUACUACUACACCUGUAAUAGGUAAAAUGUACUAUACAAUGAAUGUACCGCAUAACCAAUCUUGUUAAUACUUAUCGCCCAAAUGCAAGA